AUGGAGAGCUCCCAUCAUCGCUUUGGCAUGUUUCCUCCCGCAUUGCCAACAAUCCCCGCAUCAUACCCUCAACCUGUCACACCAGCGAAACGCGAAGAUGACGAUGUUCAAUUCGUGUCUUCCAACCCUGUCAAAAAGAGGCGGAUCGACUGUCAUCAGGACACUCCGCAGUUGAUCGGAAGCUCGCCGCACAUGAGGCCGCCUGCACUAUGUAGCCAUGAGCCACCUAAGCCUGCCAAGCCGACUGCGCAGCCGGAAAGACGGGGGAGCACCGGUAUGGUCGCCCCCACCCCCGCAACUCACAUGCCGGACACAGACCCGAUGCGAGGAUGUUCCGUGCCGACUCCGGAAAGGUCUGGCUAUCAGGAGACAUUUUGGACCGCACCGCGUACCGGCCCGCAGAGCUCCCCGCCCGUGUCACCCAAGACACUCCCAGAGAACAUCUCACUUCCCAUGCUUCGGACUGAUAACGCCCAUGAGUCUGCAAAUGGGCACCUGGAAACCAUGCGUAUCAGUCAUCAGCAACGAGAGAUCAAGGACAUGGUGCCUGCCCACACGGCUCCAUCGCCAGCCGGCGUCACUGAUGCCGGAAAGGCCACGACUGUUAUCAACGCAGUACCAGCGACAGAUGCAAUGAUUGCAUCGCAGCAAACAACCACUCUGGAGCCGACUCCGGGUCACUUUCGUACUGACAAUGAGCCGAAGCAUGCUGCAUCUGCAUCUCCACGCCACCAUACAAACGCCGUGUGUUCGAAGACUACCAUCACUCAAUCCCAACCCCACACUCAUCAUUGUACUUCUUCUUCAAGUCCUGUGGUUUUGGCUACCCAGGUCGGACCUUAUUAUGGUGCAUCCGAGACUCAGGCCGGCUCCUGUCGUGGGCGUCCUGCCUCGGGGGCGAAGGGCCCAUGCCGGCAGUGUAUAGAAGCGAAGAUGAGGCAGCAAGCUGCCAACAUGGCUGCUGCCACGACCCUCCCAUCCGCCCAAAAGGCGCAGUCGCCAAAUCAGACCUCGGUUCCGUCAUCCGCCAUUCAACAGCCAUGGGCUCACCUCCUAGGGGUCAAUCCUUACCAUACUGCGAUGGCUGGAGCUAUGUACGGUCCACUGCUUCAGCAACCUUUGAUGCCCGGGGCCACCGGUCCGUUUGCCGUCACACCGCAGCAGUCGCAUAUGCCCCCUGGAAUUCCUACACACCAGGUAGGAGGCAACAUGUAUCAUUUCGGAUCUGUGUCGCCCAUGCCGCAGACGCAGGCAUAUACCACACAGCAGCCACCAGCGAAACCGAUCAAAGUAGCGACGGGAAACGUGAAGCCACAAACGGCUAGAAUCCUCGACACGCAGCCCACAACGAAACACAUCAUCGUCGACGUCGCCGAGACCUGCUUCAACGUCUUCCCCUUUGCCGAGGUCGCAAAGCGGCACAACCAGCCGGAGCAGAAGGUCAGAGACAUCUUUGCCGCCGUAAUACAGUUGCCCUUGCUCCGCUGUCCCACUGACAAGAGGCGAGCCGGCAAGUUAGGCACCGCUCGGGUCAAGGAGUUCAAUCAGGCGAAGAAGGAGGUCCAGGUACAGCAGGCCGACACGGGGCAGCUGCGACAGGAGUCUCAAAACCAGGCGGCGUACAUGCCGUCUGCCUGGGAUGUUGCGCAGUUCAUGGGCCCGAGCGAUAUGCAGCCCGGCGGGCUUCCGCAGUAUUCGGGGCUGUGGUGA
This is a messenger RNA of Colletotrichum graminicola M1.001, 1710 nucleotides long. RefSeq lists its product as uncharacterized. Lineage: Eukaryota; Fungi; Ascomycota; Sordariomycetes; Glomerellales; Glomerellaceae. The record is from RefSeq and is a predicted model, not a curated record. The transcript has 3 exons. The coding region runs from base 1 to 1710 and encodes 569 amino acids.